UCUUAUUACUGCACUUGUUGAGAGGUGGAGACCCGAAACAGCAACAUUUCAUCUUCCUGUGAGUGAGAUGACUAUCACUCUACAAGACGUUAGCUGUCUAUUAGGUUUACCUAUCGAUGGACACCCAAUUACUGGUGUGUGUGAGAAGAAUUGGAGCAGUAUCAUUGAGGAAGAUCUAGGUAGGCACUAUACAAAUGAGAUAUGGAAAAUGAAGACACGGAGAAAAGAUGGGAUAAGAGUUGUCAAGUAUUCUCGAUUCAAGCUUCGCUUGCGAUGGUUGAAAGAUGAAUUCAGUGAGCUGCCACAAAACCCUACACAAGACCAAAUAGAUCAGCACACACGUGCGUUUGCCCUUUAUUUGCUAGGAUCUGUGCUUUUUUCAGACAGCACUGGAGACGGCGUGCCAGCUAUGUACCUGCAGUUUCUGAGAGAUUUACAUGAUCCACCAAAGUUAAAUUGGGGAGCAGCAGUUCUAGCUGUCUUGUACCGAUCUUUAUCAACUGCUGCCCGGAGCAAAACUAUCUGUAUUACUGGCCCGUUAAUGCUACUGCAGAUGUGGUCAUGGAUUCAUCUCAAUGUCAGUCGACCCAUACCCAAAGAUCCAUUCACACCAUGGGGAUUGCCAGAUCUUGAGUCUCUUGUCAACCAUAUGGGAGAUACUGGACAGGUGCUCUUAUAUUCCCAAAUAGUCCACACAAUGCUGGGAUGGGCAGCCCUCGAGACGAACUUAAUGCUAUACUGGAUGAAUUUGUGAAUUGGUUACCAUAUGAAAGGUGCAUCUCUCUUUUGCCAGCUGUGGUGCAAACUGAUAGUGAGAUUUGGACAGCGAAAAUACCACUCAUUCACUUCUGGAUAGUGGCAAUGCAUUUUCCUGACAGAGUCAUGCGUCAGUUUGGUUGUUUCAACACAUUCCACCUCCAGAUCCUCUUAGCUGGGACAUCCACCUUAGUCUUCAUAGAGUGACCCGCCUAUCAGCGGAAGGUACAAAUUGGGCAGAGAAAUGGGAGGAAUACAUCAGGCCGUGGGAAAGGCCAAGCGACCGUUUGGUGAAUGAGGUGCGGCCGUGUGAUAUUACCACUAGACCAACAUACUUGAAGUGGUUUGGACAGUUUGGCAUGCGUAAUGUUUUUUCAGAGCAAUAUCAUGUGAGACUUGUAUAUGAACCCCAGUCUUUGCCAUCUGAUCCAGUCAAUUCCAUUACAUAUGUGCAGCAUUGCGAUAAAUGGGCACGGCAGAGUUUCAGGGCUUUCAAGGAAGCAGUGCUUGGGAUAAACCUUGUUAUAAGAGGAAUGAUAUCCGAUGGAAAGAUUCUGUUGAAGUCAUGUCGAGGCCACUUCAUUGAUCUUGGGGAGGGCGACAGAUCUGACCGCUUACUCCAGGAAGCGGGACUGCCUUUUGACAUAGACUCGAUAGCAACUGAUAGAGAGCCUCUUUCAGGAAUCCAGACAUUACAAUUCACAGAAGAAGAGUAUCAUGCUUUGUACAACUCACAGAUAUCCUUGAUGGAUUUAAUAAGAAGGACUGAAACUGGUCAGCUUAGUAGUUCAGGCUCCGAGUUUCUAGGCAACAAGUUCACUCGUGAUUUUCCAGAGAACGAGAUUAAUGUGAUAAACUGUAGAUUGGAUCCAGCGGGACUAUGUCAUAAUGAUUCCAGGAAUGGACCAAUUUGUCCUCUAGCUCCAUUACUAGAUUGAAAUAUUUGAUUGAAACGAGAAAAUGCAACUGAUAGAUAGAUUGGCAUUUUCUCCACCGAUGCAAUAGAUCAGAAUGUAACAUGUUGGAGGAGGGGGAGAGUUCUUUUUUGUAUCAGCCAGAAAUUAACCAGACUUCUCUUCUAAAUAAACUAA
Molecule: messenger RNA, 1847 nt
Organism: Panicum hallii
Lineage: Eukaryota; Viridiplantae; Streptophyta; Magnoliopsida; Poales; Poaceae
Exons: 3
Coding region: 1116-1694 (192 amino acids)
Source: RefSeq, a predicted model, not a curated record